Molecule: messenger RNA, 2534 nt
Organism: Vespa velutina
Lineage: Eukaryota; Metazoa; Arthropoda; Insecta; Hymenoptera; Vespidae
Gene: Tpx-3
Product: peroxiredoxin-like
Exons: 3
Coding region: 783-1502 (239 amino acids)
Biological process (GO): cell redox homeostasis; response to oxidative stress; cellular response to stress
Cellular component (GO): cytosol; mitochondrion
Molecular function (GO): thioredoxin peroxidase activity
Source: RefSeq, a predicted model, not a curated record
UAACAACACAUCACUCGUUUUUUAUACGGACGUUUCAGUUUCUAACUCGAAAAAAAAAAAGAAAAAAAAAAAAAAAGAAAAAAGAGAAAACAAAAAAGAAAAAAUCGAUUAUUAAGAUUUAUUUAGUCAUCGUGUAAUAACGAAACUAGUGAUUGUCGUUCAGACUGCAGUAUGUACAUUAUUAUUAUAUAUUUGCACAUUCAACAGAGAUGAACAUAAGACUUAUAUAAUUGUUAUUUGAAUAAAAUAUAAUUAGAUUAAGUUUUAUUGUCAUUUAUUAUUCUUAUCGAAAGUUUUGUUUUCAUCUUCUUUUUUCUUUUUUAUUAAUGUAAUUUCCUAAAUGAUAUAUUUUUGUAUAUACUUCUAUGUACACAUAUAUAUAUACACAUAUAUAUAUUUUUUUUUCUAUUGGCUCAAGCGUGCCAUCUGUGUAACUUCCAACGAAACUUAGGUUACCUAACCUAAUUUUGUGAAAUCGAGUAGCGGUAUGGUGAAUUUGUUCUAUUUCGUCUUUUCUUAAGUCCGGUACUGCAUGAUAAGCAUAAUAUAAAUAAAAAAAGGCAAGAUAUUUUCGUUUAUCUCGUAAUUUACAUAAAAUUUAUGAAAAAUUUACAUUUUUAUCGUUUAAAUUAAGCGCGAAUUAUAUAAUCUAUCUGAUUAAUCGAUCUCUAUUAAUCGUAAAUGUGAAAAGUAUUCGUUAAGAAAAUUGAAAUCUGUAACACUUGUUUAUAAGCUAUAAUUUAUCUCUUUAUAAAUAAAAAGAUAAAGAUUAAACGAUAACGAUGCUUCGAUUGUUUGGAACACAAGUACGAAAAGCGACUUGCAUCGUCUCGUCUUCUUUAAGGAAAACAAAUAAUCUAGCAUUAGUAGAAACAACUAGAAAAUUUAGUAUUAGUUCGAGAUGCCUAGGGGCUUGGCCAGAAAUUCAAAAACCUGCACCAGAUUUUGCUGGAACGGCAGUAAUCAAUGGUGACUUCAAAGACAUAAAAUUAAGCGACUACAAAGGGAAAUAUGUAGUUCUUUUUUUCUAUCCAUUGGACUUUACAUUCGUGUGUCCAACUGAGCUAAUAGCAUUUUCAGAAAAAAUCGCAGAAUUCAAAGCUGUAAAUACUCAAGUAAUAGGCGUUUCCACAGAUUCUCAUUUUAGUCAUCUUGCAUGGACUAACACGCCUAAAAAGCAAGGUGGUUUGGGUGGAGAUUUAGGAUAUCCGUUGUUGAGCGAUUUUAACAAAGAAAUCUCAGCGAAAUACAAUGUCCUCUUGGAAAAUUCUGGAAUAGCUUUGAGAGGACUAUUCAUUAUAGAUAAGGAUGGAAUACUUAGGCAAUUUAGCGUUAAUGAUUUGCCAGUCGGUCGUAGCGUGGAUGAAACAUUAAGACUGAUAAAAGCUUUCCAAUUUGUCGAGGCACAUGGAGAAGUUUGCCCUGCCAAUUGGCAACCAGAUUCUAAAACUAUUAAACCGAAUCCGAAAGAUAGCAAAAAGUACUUUGAGUCGGUCAAUUGAAUUUCUGUAUGAUUUUCUUAACGCAUAUAUAUAUAUAUAUAUAUAUAUGUAUAUAUGUAUAUAUACAUACACAUACAUAUAUAUACUUAAAUAUAUGCAAAUGUAUAUACACGUAUACCGUAAGAUAUUUUAUUAUGAUUCGAUGUAAGGCAGGAUAUAAUGAUGAUGAUGAUGAUAAUGAUAUAUAGUAAAAGAUUAAAGAAACAUACAAGAAAGAUCAAAUUUUAUUGAAGGAGUAUAGUAGUAGAAAAUCUGCGUCUCUUUUGGUAUCAAUUGGACUCCUGAUGCAUUGAGUUCAUCGAAGAAAACAUUUAUUUAUCAUACUCUUUUGAUCGGCAAUGGUAGAGAGAAGAGGAGAAAAGAGAAAGUAUCCCGAACGAAUAUCUUUGAAAAGCACAUUCGCUAUUCCUAACGUAUAGUACAUACGUGUACGAUUGUGUCUGUAGGCGCGUUGGAACGGCACGAAUAGAGUUCUCCGUAGAGUAUCGAGGGUUGAUACGGACUUGGUUCGAUCGAAAGCAAAGAGAGAGAGAGAGAGAGAGAAAGAGUACAGGGGCUCGCAAAAUUUGAAUAGAAAGAAAGAAAGGGGAAGAAAUAAGGUACGUGCCAUUCGUGCGCAUACAUUAACGUGUGCGAGAGAGAUGGAAAAGAAAGGAAAGGUGGUGGGGGAUGGUCGAGGAGUGGAAGAGCAAUCUCGUACCAGUUAAUUUGAUUCUUUGUGGCGAUGAAAGUAAUAGCGGGAGGAAGCACCAAAAGACCGUUCCCGAUUACCCUAUCCUCCUAUCGUGGCUUACCAAGCAAACGUUCGUCAUUCUAACAUCGACAGAUCUCACACGUGUCAUAUACAAUUUUGUUUUUCAUACAAUUAACUGAAAAUUAAUUGAAUGGAAUUUUCCAAUUGACGAGAAUGUCAAUGUGAUACGAAUUUAAGUUUAAAUAUACCACGAUCAUUUUCAUCCUUUUUUUCCGUAAUGAAAAAUUACUAAAAUGUAUCAUGAAUCUGUGAUGUGCUAUACAUUCGGAUAAUCGAGA